ACCUCUGUGCCUCCGCCUCCUCCUCUCUGGCCGGAAUGCGGAGCGACGACCCCGCCCUAGUUUCUUUAAAUACCCCAUCAGCACGGUGAACCGUUACAUGGGAAAUAAACGGGGGUGUGCCAACAUUACAUUUUGUUUACAUCGUGAAUACUUUUAGUUGCAUCUGACUGAACAUGGAGCUGGACCGGCGGUUGUUGCUGGCGCACUGCACGGCUCACGCCGUGUCGAUCGUGGCGGGUUUGCUGGUGGUCGUCCCCAUGGCUCUCAAUGGCUCCGCGUUUAAAGGCCGCUGCGCACUCUUCUCAACCGGCUACUGGAGGACAGAGACCCGGCCCGAGCUGACGGGACAACAGGGAGAUGUUUCUCACCUGGUGGUACAGGAGUGGGGCCCACCUGCAGCCUGUCAGUUCGCCACAUUUGUGGGUAUUUUCACGGUGCUGUACGGCGCCGCGCAGGGCUGGAGGUGCCUCUUCUAUCUGCACGGACGACAUGACGACACCCUGUUCUCGUCCUUCCUGACGGUGUUGCUCAGUGUGUGUGUGCUCUUCCUGUCUGGAGGGGCCAGUAUGCUCCUGUCACUGGGUCUGGUCUCCUGGUGUGACACCGUGACAGAUAACAACACACGGCCGUACAGCUGUGCAGAGUCCCAGUCUGUUCCUCUCUACCUGGAUGUGGACACCUCCUCUUUCUACACAGAGCUUAGUCUGGCACAGGCAUCUCUGUGGUGUGUGACAGCUCUGUGGCUGGCUCAGUCCAUCCUGGCUUUCCUGCGUCUCUACCACUCCCACAGCCAGCACAUCAGCAGGCCGUGUCGUCCCCGAGAGAAGGAGCUGCUGCUGGGACACAGUCCAUCCGACAGCGGCUCGCCCUCACCUCCUCCAACCACACCCACCGUCUUAGUCUAACUCAGACUGUAUGAGGUGGUGAUAUAAGAUGAAACACUUAACUCCACUAUCUACAAUUUGUUUUUUGUGGACGUACAAGUAUGGUUUAUGGACAUGCUUUUAUUUUGAUAUAAUUCAUCAUGUUAUAUGAUAGAGCCUGAUCAAUAAAUCAGCCAAUAAGUAACAAGAGGUGUUAGGAAAUGAAUGCCAAAGAUAUUUUCAGGUCAUUUACAAAUUAUACAGUUUGUCCUCCAGAGAGCUCAUUCCUACUCUGUAAAAUCUGAAAUAAUUAUUUUAGAACCAAAGAAUCUGGUUAUUAUCAGCCGAUAUACAUUAUUCUAAAUCUCAAAUAUUGUUAUCCACUAUUGAUCGGGCUAUAUUAUAUAAUGAUAUGAUGUUUUAACAGGCUCAUCAUCACUUAAAUUACAUUACACUGCCUCAUUCAAGCACCCAUCACCCAUUAUCAGUGACUUAUCCCCAGUUUGUGUAUUUACUUGGUCACAGAACUGAGCGUCUGUUUUUCUAAAUGAAAAAUAGCAGCUGAUAUUAAAAAAGGGAGUGUUGGUAAAUGUAAAGGUAUUUAAACGCUGUGAGCUGUGUUUUCAUGAAAACAGAGCUUAUCUCUGUGGCAACAGUGUGAACUAACUGGGACUAAUCUCAGCUCUGUCUUGGGUCAAAAGAGAUUUUACAGAAGAUAUCAGAAUAGUUGAAGCAGAUGUAUUCAUUAACCACAGUGUUAUUUUGAAGCUAUCGCCUAUCCGUGUGAUUUGAUCACAAGCGGACAGAUGGUGUUUUUUUCUCAUUUAAAUAUAUUUAAUAUGCAUGGUUGUUUACAUUUCAGCUGGGGGUCUGACAUUUUGCACAGUUGUGUCCUCAUCAGGGAGAAUACGUUUUUGUUGACUGUUUCUGAGUCUAAUAUUCAGAUGUAGCGCUAUGCUGCUUUUAUUGUUAAGCAUGUGGUAAGAGUGUGACUGAGCCACCAUGUACGAGAUAUAGGCUCACUGUGUGAGCAUGACCUGAUUGUUCUGUUGUGUAACGGAAAAAAAUAAUCACUGCUGACCUUCUCUCUUCUUGUGACGAUUUUUGCCAUGAUACUGUUUGUGUUGACGCGGCCUCUCGGGGUGUUAAUGAAGCAGUCGAAUCCUCUCAAAUGGUACUUGUAGAAAAGCUUUAAGGAUCUGUGAUAGUUUUCAUAUUGAGAGAGAUUUGUGUGGAGCCCAAAAGUGUCAGUGAACAGGACAUAAGUUACUAACUUUACUGAAAGUUUUUUUUUCUAAACUUCUCUCCUGUUAUCACUGACCAAGAGGCUGUAAUGACACACAGACAGUAGAGCAAGAAAUCUGAAGUAAAGAGAGAUGAGACAGUGACAUGUCACUUGAAAUGAAUUUUAAUAUAUGACAUGUCUUUUGUAUUCUAACUGACAAUAGUCUUGCUUUUUACCUGUUAUAACUGUUGCUCCUCAUCCAUAUUCAUGUUUUUUGCAUGUGUCU
This is a messenger RNA of Larimichthys crocea (large yellow croaker), 2374 nucleotides long. Its product is annotated as Transmembrane protein 179-like. Bases 174 to 905 code for a protein of 243 amino acids. The record is from RefSeq and is a predicted model, not a curated record. The transcript is spliced from 4 exons. Lineage: Eukaryota; Metazoa; Chordata; Actinopteri; Sciaenidae.